CGAGUACCGUCCAAGGAAUAUAUAAGAACCCUUGGUACCGUCCGCCUGAUGUGCUCAAUUCUGUCCAUGUAUUCUAUGAUAGAUUUUGUUGAUGGCAGCAAAUCAGUCUGCUGAUGUUCAUUCGUGAUUAUUUAGGCUAUGCUCCCCAGUCAAUAGUCCGCACCAAAGACUAUAUAUAAAUUUUUAUACAUAGUCUUUGUCCGUACACUGACAAGUUGCCUGUGCCAUCAGCACUCAAAACAUAACGGGUGCACAAGAAUAAAUUAUACGUUUUUAUGUAACACUACUCAAGUUCUCUUGGUUCAAGGUCAAUAUCGUAUUUUGAAAGGAAAACUGUAAACACUGAAAUUACCUAUGGUGACCAUAAGACCUAUGGGCUAGAGCCUGCAGUGGGUCCGUUAUGUGAGUUUCUGAGUGUAGUGUCAACUAACCCUUAACAGCUGAUAUAGUGAUAAGGGUAUGAACUAGUUAUUCAGUUAGAUGCUUUUGUUAAAGAAUUAUGUUGGAAAUAACUGAGUAAAACUCUUGGGAAGAAUAUAGAGCACUUCGCUAGAUUGGCUAUAGUGUACAAUCCGUAUAUCUGGUUAAGGUCUGGCGAGUAGUCACAGCCAUGAAUGGAGAAAGGUCAGACUCAUCAGACACUCAAGAAAGACUCUACAAGAUGCUUGAGAAGUUACAGAUGUUGGCAAGAGACAUUCCUGCUAAAUUUCAGCAGAGAUUACCAUAUGACCUGCUCUCAUCUCUGGCUCACUGUCUGCUGGACAACACCACAUUUGAGAUCAUGCAGGAGUUGGCCGAGCUGCAGCACAUGACUGAGAAGAUCCUUCACAAGCGACAUGCUCAGAUGCUCAACAAACAUAAAACAGAGAAAGACAGUCUCCUCAAGUGUCACAAGGAAGAACUCACAGCAGCAGAGAGACAGGGUAAGGCUCAUGUGCUGUCCCGGUUGCCACGGCUGCACCAGGAGCAGCUAACAGAACUCACCACCCGCCAUUCCCAGGAGAUUACCAACACACAUCUCUUCAUCCAGAAUGUGCUUGACCAGAAGGUGGCAGAACAGCAGUCUACACUGCAGCAGGCAGGGGUGCCUGGGUUCCAUGUCACUAGCAACCCCAUGGAGCUUAAGGUUCAGAUGUACAUCAUGGGAUUUAUCAUGAAAAUUGGAGGGAUAAAAUUUCCUCACUAACUCCAAUAUUUUGUAAGCUGAGUUUAUUAUAAACUGUAUUGUGUUUGAAAUUGAAUGUUAGCUUAUAUUAUUAUGGGUCUAAAUAUAUGUUUUUUACAUCUA
Portunus trituberculatus (swimming crab) is the source of this 1288-nucleotide messenger RNA. It is a transcript of the gene gdl, whose product is annotated as protein DGCR6-like. The record is from RefSeq and is a predicted model, not a curated record. The transcript is spliced from 4 exons. NCBI's taxonomy places the organism in Eukaryota, Metazoa, Arthropoda, Malacostraca, Decapoda, Portunidae. The coding region runs from base 611 to 1186 and encodes 191 amino acids.